Messenger RNA from Scheffersomyces coipomensis, 1209 nucleotides. RefSeq lists its product as uncharacterized. Gene Ontology annotation, cellular component: cytosol. The record is from RefSeq and is a predicted model, not a curated record. The coding region runs from base 1 to 1209 and encodes 402 amino acids. Lineage: Eukaryota; Fungi; Ascomycota; Pichiomycetes; Serinales; Debaryomycetaceae. Gene Ontology annotation, molecular function: protein-folding chaperone binding. The transcript has a single exon.
AUGCCUAGGGAUACAAAGCUUUAUGAUGUAUUAGGGGUAAAGCCUGGUGCUACAAUGGAAGAGAUUGAUGAUGCAUAUACAGAAGCUAAGAGAGUGUACCAUCCCGAUAAGAAGACAGGGAGUAAUGAGAAAUUCUAUGCUGCCAAAGAUACCUAUGAUGUUUUAUCAAAUGCCGGGAGAAGACUGCAAUACGAUGAUCGCGGGUUUGAGUACCUAGGUUUCACUUGGGAACCUUUUCAAAGAACUAAUUCAACAUCGUCAACAAAUAGUGGAAAUAGCAUUCCUAUUAAUCGUACUACAAGUUCUUCAAGUACUAAUUCCCAAUCAAACAAUCCACCAAACUUCACUAGAAAUGAUAGCACUAGUUCCCAAAAUGCCAAUAAUAAUCAUAACACUUAUUCCAAUGGCAAUGCACCUUAUAAAAACGGUAACAAUAACAGUACCACUAAUUAUAACCAAAGAACCAAUCAAGAAUGGCUUAGCAGUAGUUAUAAGGCUAAUAACUUCAACGGAACUCCCAAUAGUCCCAAUUUUGUUGAAGAUGAAGAGCUGAAAGUCUUUUUGAGAAUUGAAAACAAUAAUUCUAAAGCUUCCCAAGAUAGUAACAAUGACGACAGAUCUGUAACAACUUCAGUAAAUGGGACUAAAAAGGAACCUAAGAUGGAAACAGUGGUGAAUAUUAGAGUGACUUUAGAAAACUUGUUAGAAGGGUUUAAGAUUGUACCUAUGCAGAUAAAAAAUGAGUAUGGAGACCAAGUAAGACUGUCAGUAAGAGUUCCUCUUCAAGGAAAUGCAAAAUCGGGAGAUGUAGUGAAGGUAGAAGGUUGUGGUCAUUAUAUAAAGACUUCCGGUACCAAUCAGACCAUAUUAUUUAGAUUAAAAGUACAGGAACAUGAAAGAUUUACCAGAAAUGAAAAUAAUCUAUGUAAUUUGAUUUUAAAGCAGAAGAUAAGAUUAUCGUUUAAACAAUCAAUAAUUGGAUUCACCGUUUCAUUUAUAAGUCUUGAUGGGACUAUAGUGAGUAUUGAUAAACUGCAGCCACUUUUGAAUGGUCAGAAAAUGAUUGUUAAAAACCAUGGAUUACCACAGAAAAAUGCAACAGACCAUAAUGGUACAGUUGAAGUUGCUUUUGCGGUCGAAUAUCCUAACUUAGAUGAAUUUCAAAAGAAGGAGCUUGCUAAGAAGCUUGACAAACUUGGUAUUAGAUAA